This is a messenger RNA of Somion occarium, 1515 nucleotides long. Lineage: Eukaryota; Fungi; Basidiomycota; Agaricomycetes; Polyporales; Cerrenaceae. The record is from the annotation of a GenBank genome assembly.
GUGUCUCACCUAGACUACUCCAUCAGCCUCGACCUAAUCUCUUCACCUCAUAGAAUUUACUUACGAAGGUGACGGUGAGCAAUGGGGCCAUGGUGGUUCCUGUAAAAGCUUUCGAUUCGUUCCCAUCCGAAUAUUUGUCACGGUCGGGAACAUGACUCCGAUGCAAUGUGCUCUACACAUGUACCCUGUCGGCUGACGUGGUCAUUUUCGUAAGUUGAUCUCAAACGCGGAACGUUGUGCGAGCUUGGAGGGAAGAUAAACCAAGUAAGUGUACAUGAUGCCGCAGUUAACGAUCAUGAAACGUUCGUUCACUGACAUGAACCGAUAGCUGUAGAUUAGUAUUGACUCUUCUUCCGAUAUCCGAGUUACUCGGGACCAGUACUUUGAACUCUAUCUCCUACAUGCAUGUCUUCUGCUUCUUUGACCUCGUGAACAACCGAUUCUCACAGAGAUAAGUUUGAUCUGGCUAUCAUGAGCCUCGAAAACGGAAUGGCUCCCAAGGCUUCGUCUCUUGUAUCUCUGAUUCUUCUGUACCCAGACCACGAUGGCUAGUCCAAGUUCAUCUGAAGUCCUCUCUGUUGCUCAAGAAGCAACCCGAAUAUUCGCGUCUAUGGGGCUUCAAUGUUGCCUGGUUGGAGGGGUAGGAUGUCUUCUCUAUGGAUGCAUACGCACUCCGGGUGAUGUGGACUUGGUCGUGGUGACCUACAGCUAUGGUCAAGAAAGUCUGAAGAACUUCCUCGUCGCUAAGAAUUCGAACUUCUACACCCGAGCAUCAAAGCAAAUCGGAGCUACCUGGAGGGUGCUCUACUACAGACUGCCAGGGUACCGACGUUCAUGCAAGGUCGAUGUCCUCACGCCCGGAAUCAUGAAUAUACCAUUCACCCCAACCGACAAGAUCGUAUACCUUAGUGAUCUUCCUGUGAUGCCGUUGAUCCCUCUCCUCUUGCUCAAGUUGCAGGCGUGGAGCGAUCAUCGAGCAUCCUAUCGACUUGAUUUCCAAGCGAAACAGCACACUGAUGCUCGUGAUAUCCUGCGAUUGCUCAAGAUCGCCGUGCGGAAGGGCGAGCAUCUUGACAAAGUAGCAUGGUUGCCGUCGACCUUUGUGGAUGCCGGGAAAGAACGAGUAGUGAAGUUUCAGGACUCGCAAGGUUCGAGUUCGAAGUGGGAAAAAAUUGGUUUACAGGCACAGACUACUUCUGUUGUUAGCUCGGCGGCUGCUUCGACGAAGAUCCACAGGAAACAGCCUUUAUCAUCAUCUAAAGAUGCAAGUCGAUCUAGAGUCAAGUCAAACCUUCCACUUCCGUGACACUGACUAUAGAAAUAUCGGAUAGCCAGUUGAUGUUUCUUGAAGUGGCUUACGUUUACACUAUUUAGGAAGCUGUUGGCUCAACUUUCUGUAGAUGUAGGCUUCGACCGUUGUGCCAAACUUCGUAUGAGUUUUCUUCUUUACCCCUAUGUAGAUGAUUCUGAUUUCGUUGUUACCUGCUUAUCCACUAAUAAGGCGUGAAAUUUCAG